GACAACUAGGAGAACUCUCGACCCCACAGGCCCGCCAGGCCCGCGAAACGCCAACAGCGCACUGUUGUCCAGAGUAAUCGUCAAGAUGGAGGUCGAUCGAAAGCGUCGUUUGGCCGCGAUGGCCGCAGCGUUAUCUUGCGAUGAAGAUGAGUCGUGUGGGUCCAAGAGAUCGCUUUGGAUGAAAGACUGGAUGUGCAGAAAGGAACGCGGUAUGCAAAACCAACUUUACGAGGAGCUCCUCGACAGCGAUCCCGAGGAGUACCGCAGGCUGCUGCGCGUCAGCCGCGAGCAAUUCCUGCAGCUGCUGUCUCGCGUGGGACCCAGAAUAGCGCGGCAGGACACUGUGAUGCGGCGAGCAAUUCCACCAGAGACACGGCUACAAGUCACUCUUCGUUAUCUUGCAACGGGAGAGAGUCAUCAUUCAUUAAGCCGUCAAUUCAGGCUUGGACACUCAAGUGUCAAUGACCUCAUCCAUGAAACGUGCACAGCACUCUACGAAGAGCUGAAGGAGGACUUCAUAAGAACUCCAAAGACCGAAGAGGAGUGGCUGGAUGUGAUCAGUGGUUUCGCCCAGAAAUGGCAAUUCCCAAACUGUGCCGGUGCACUCGACGGCAAGCACGUCUGCAUCUGGAAGCCACCAAACUCUGGAUCUGUCUACUUUAAUUAUAAGAAGACCCACAGUAUCAUACUCUUCGCUGUGGUAGAUGCAAACUGCAAAUUCAUCUACACCGACGUCGGUGCCCCGGGAUCACAAGGAGACGCCGGCAUCUGGCAGACUACACCGUUACAACGAGCUCUGGCAAGCAAGAAGAUCCAUCUGCCAGAGCUGGUGAAGGUAGCAAGCUCACCAGACAAGUUUCUGCCCCCCGUUUUUGUGGGCGAUGAUGCAUUUCCUAUUGGAAAAAAUCUCAUGAAGCCGUUUGGUGGCACAAAGCUCACGGAAGAACAGCGGAUAUUCAAUUACAGGUGUUUGCUGACAGUGAUAAAUGCCAUUCCCGAAAGGGCCACUGCCAUCGUCAAUGCUGCAUGUGUCCUGCACAACUUUCUCAGCAACGACGUGCUGCCCCAACAAGCAUCAAUGGCAGAUGCAGAGAACGAACGCCGAGGUCGCCCAACGUUUUUCAGCUUCCCAGCAUCGCGUGGACGUGCUAGCACAUUUGGCGCUGCAGUGAGAGAGGACAUGUGUAGUUUUUUCAAUGGCAGGGGUGCUGUGUCAUGGCAGCGAGAGGCCGCCUACGUUGAGUUAGACAAACACUGCACACGCAGACCGAAGAAAGGAGUGCAGACAAAAAGAAGCAAGUAA
This is a messenger RNA of Ixodes scapularis (black-legged tick), 1303 nucleotides long. RefSeq lists its product as uncharacterized. The transcript is spliced from 3 exons. NCBI's taxonomy places the organism in Eukaryota, Metazoa, Arthropoda, Arachnida, Ixodida, Ixodidae. The coding region runs from base 86 to 1303 and encodes 405 amino acids. The record is from RefSeq and is a predicted model, not a curated record.